Racocetra fulgida is the source of this 145-nucleotide messenger RNA. Lineage: Eukaryota; Fungi; Glomeromycota; Glomeromycetes; Diversisporales; Gigasporaceae. The record is from the annotation of a GenBank genome assembly.
AAUGCUCUUGAUAAUGGCGGUCUUAGCCCACAGUCGGCAAAUACAAUAGUGGAUGAAGAACUUGCAUUAAAGCCUCAAGACAAUGAACAUCUCUCUACUAACCUUGAACCUGUUUGUGACCCCAACACUACAUCCCUUUCUCAAA